Molecule: messenger RNA, 1140 nt
Organism: Prunus armeniaca (apricot)
Lineage: Eukaryota; Viridiplantae; Streptophyta; Magnoliopsida; Rosales; Rosaceae
Source: the annotation of a GenBank genome assembly
AUGGCGGAAUGGGUUUGUAGAGCCCUUCGAGACGGUGCGUUGGAGGGAGAGCAUGCACCCGCUCUCACAAUCAAGGACUCUAUAGCAACACCUCUCGGCUUCGACGCCUUCUGCCACGUUCUCUCCCAGCUCUCCACCAACAUUUCAGCCGAAAAAUCUCAGUCGCGAGCUCUGGUGCUCGUCGCGUUUUCUCGGAGUCCUUCAUAUUAUGUAGACUUGUUGAAGAGGAGAGGACUCGAUAUUUCUUCAUCUCAGCAGUGGAUUCGGAUUUUGGAUUGUUACACGGAUCCUCUUGGUUGGAGAGAGAGGCUCAUGGAGUGUGGAAGUGCUAAAAAUCUCUCUCAUGAAGCUUCCAACGUAGCUAGUACUUGCAGGAAUGUGAAGGAUGUGGACAAGUUGUUCUCUUCAGUUAUUUCACUUGGAAAAGGAUUGGUUGGACAAGGGAAAGUUCGUUUCAGUGUUGCAAUAGACUCGGUAAAUGAAAUGUUAAGACAUGCAUCUUUGUCAUCAGUUGCUGGCCUUUUGAGUAACCUUCGUUGCUGUGAUCAAAUUUCAAGUAUCUUUUGGUUUCUUCAUGCCGAUCUUUGUGAAGAAAAGGUCACUGCUGUUAUUGAAUAUAUGUCCUCUAUGGUGGCCAGCAUAGAACCACUAAUCCCAUUUGCAAAUCGACAAAGAGGUAACUCAGAGAAUCUUUCUUUAGUUGAACGGAAUUUUACAAAAGGGAAAUUUCAUGUCCGAUGCAAACGUAGAAAUGGACGUGUACGAGUGAUGUUUGAAGAGAUUCACAUUGGGCAGUCAGGCAUCGACUUCACAUCCCCUUCAUCAGAAGAUGGAUUAGUCAAUCAAGUCAAUCAAGCCCUUUUGCCGAAGGUGCAUUUCAAUCUACAACUGUCAGAGAAAGAGCGAAAUGAUAGGGCCAAAGUUGUACUUCCAUUUGAACACCAAGGAAAUGGUAAACCUGUAGAAAUUUAUGAUGGUCGAAAAUCUCUGAUGGAUAGCAAAUAUGAGGCAGCACCUGUUUCGACUGGGAAUUCAAAAAUUAAUGAUGACUCUAGCAAGGGUGAAAUAAUAUAUUUUCGUGAUUCGGACGAUGAGAUGCCAGAUUCUGAUGAGGAUCCUGAUGAUGAUUUGGACAUAUAG